Molecule: messenger RNA, 1740 nt
Organism: Pseudo-nitzschia multistriata
Lineage: Eukaryota; Bacillariophyta; Bacillariophyceae; Bacillariales; Bacillariaceae
Source: the annotation of a GenBank genome assembly
CUCUUUGGUUCUUGUUUUGGACUUGCGACUCUGUCAAAGAAACCGGGCUGCCGUAGAGUGGUGCUACUUAUCAAACAAUCCUUUGGCAACCGACUCGUGCGCACGGAACAGAACAGAACGAAAAUAUGUUUUUGGUGAGGCAAGCCUUGGCUACGAGCAGCGGGAGCGGCAGGUGCUGCGGAAGCAACGGUGUCGCAAAACGGUUGCCGAAUCCAUCCCAGCUACUCAUCCGCCGCCAAAGGCAGCCGGUCAACCCAGCGUUGUUCCAGCAGCAUCGCCACAACAGCUGCGGCGGCAAUGCUUCCGGCACCUCUGACAAAAAGAACCUUCCGGCGACGCUCCUGCAGCGGGGGCACAACAGCAACCAUUGCUCCACGCGCUCGUUCUCUGUGGUGCCGCGAGUGGCCAACCACAACAACAACCACAACGGCAGCCGCCUUGCCGAAGCAGACCGCCACCCCGAGCAGCAGCAGCAGCAGCGCCGGAACAUGGCCCGCUCGAGCAUGGCGAAGGGAGGCGACGCCGAUCCGUCCGCCAAGCCCGAGGCAAAGGCCCUCGCGUUUUUGGUCGGGACGCUCGGCCACGAGCGAGACGUGGCGGAGGGCGUCCUGAACGCCCUGAGGCAGUCGGGCGUCUCGGGCGACGCGGCCCUCCUGUCGAUGGUCCGCUCCCUGGCCGGCCGGUGGGAGGUCGACGAAGACGCCGGCCUCGAGGCCCUGGUGGAGAGCGUCACGGUCGAGCUGGCCCGGUCCAGGGGCAAGACGACGGUGGGCUUCUGGGUGCUGCCGGCGAGUGCCUGGCCGUCGAGGGAGGGCGAGGACGACACGGCGGUGGAGGUGGACAAAACGCGCGCCUUUUGGGUGGAGGGAUUCGAGGACAUGGUACGUUUUUGCGUGUUGACGGUUGUUGCCGUUCUCGCUGUUUUUUUCGGCGUUGUGUGUGUGUGUGUGUGUGACAGCAGCGCCGGCAGCAGCAUGUUUUGGAAUCCGUUCUCACCGUGCAGCGCAGUCGUUGACGGACGUCGCCAAGUUCGGGGACGGCGAGGGUGCGGACGUCCUGGGCGAGAUGAUCGAAUGCGCCUGCAGCGGGAUCAUGGCGUGUUCGACCUGUCACGUGGUGGUACAGCCGGAAUGGUUCGAGCAGGCGGGCGGCGAACCGUCCGAGGCCGAGCAGGACAUGAUCGACCUGGCCUACAAUCCGAAAGAGACCUCCCGGCUGGGAUGCCAGGUCGUCCUGACGCCCGAUCUGCAGAACGCCGUCUUCAAAAUCCCGAGGGGUGCCAACAACAUGAUGGACUUUAUUCCGUUUGAAGACAAGGACUGAGGAACGGGGGAACGAACACGCGGGAGCAGCAUGCAUUCCGAGGCAAGAGAAAACAGAACGGCUACGAAAGGGAGAAACUGGGCUGUACUUUCUCUAGUUUUUUUCAGAAUGGUUUGCGGACUGGUAGUUUCUAUAUUUCUCACGACCCAAUAGUAUUGUUGAUAGCAAGGAAAUCGAAACGAAGACGUUCAGGAGUUUUGGUAUGCGACUUUUUUUCCGGAAACCGACGAAGGGACACUGACUGUGUCAUGUAGGUCCCGCAACCGAUUUCGAACAAUCGAGUUCGCACCUUACCAACAAGUCAACUAUCUAAUAUUAAUUCGGGGUUCAUUUAAGAAGGAAAGAACAAAACAUCUCACCGACGAUGUGUCCAUAAGCACGUGCAUCACUCUGCUCCAUUAAAAUAUAUCUUGUCCU